UUCAACUGUAUAUCUUCAGGAAGACGAAUCACAUUUUAUCUCCAUACCAAACACCUACACAGAACGAUUUUAUAAGGCAACCUUACUACAAACAAACGCUACGAAUGGAUUUCGAGUUCUGUUUCAAGAUUUGUAUCUCAGUAACGAUGAUGUUAAAGUCCUAAUAGGGACAGGUAACGAUCCGUCUGAUAUACAGUCUAUCAUCGCAACUAUCCAUGGAUUCAUAAACUCUGAGCCUGAUGAUGUCUAUGUAGAUACCAAUGAGAUGUGGUUUGCUGCUAUAGGAGGGCGGCUAAACAGCAUUAUCCGUUUGGAUGUUGGUGUUACUGCCAUUGAUUUGCUGAAUUUCUUUCCUUGUUCGGGAUCGAACAUGAACGUGUCAGUGACGUUGGUUUGCGAUGGACAGUACGACUGUGACAAUUAUGAGGAUGAAUCAUCAUGUAAUUAUUCAGCUGUAUAUCUUCAGGAAGGCGAAUCACAUUUCAUCUCCAUACCAACCGCCUACACAAAUCGAAAUUAUUACGCAACCUCACUACAAACAAACGCUACGAAUGCAUUUCGAGUUCUGUUUCAAGAUUUGUAUCUCAGUAACGAUGAUGUUAAAGUCCUAAUAGGGACAGGUAACGAUCCGUCUGAUAUACAGUCUAUCAUCGCAACUAUCCAUGGAUUCAUAAACUCUGAGCCUGAUGAUGUCUAUGUAGAUACCAAUGAGAUGUGGUUUGCUGCUAUAGGAGGGCGGCUAAACAGCAUUAUCCGUUUGGAUGUUGGUGUUACUGCCAUUGAUUUGCUGAUUGACUGUUCUGGUGCCAACCCAUGUCUGAACGGAGGUACCUGUGAGAGCGAUACAUGUACAUGUGCUGCGAGAUAUACAGGAGCUUUGUGCGGUGACACGAGUAAGAUCUUUUAA
Strongylocentrotus purpuratus (purple sea urchin) is the source of this 907-nucleotide messenger RNA. RefSeq lists its product as uncharacterized. The transcript has 4 exons. Lineage: Eukaryota; Metazoa; Echinodermata; Echinoidea; Camarodonta; Strongylocentrotidae. Bases 266 to 907 code for a protein of 213 amino acids. Gene Ontology annotation, molecular function: protein binding. The record is from RefSeq and is a predicted model, not a curated record.